AUACAAAUUUGUACUCUUCGCAUGUGAUUGAGAAACAAAGGAAAUGGGUAAUUUUUUUAUAUAAUUUGACAAACCAUGUUGCAAAAUAUUUUAAUUUAAGUUUUAGAAUUGUAUUUGCAUUUGUUUAAAAUCUAAUUAAAAAAUAUUUUCUUUAACGUAUACAAUUUAAAUUCGAUUAUAAAAAAAACACACACAUACACACACUUUGUGAGGUAUGAAUGGUGCUUCCCCCGCAAAACACAAUGGCUAAUAAUUUUAACAUUACAUUUUCACUUGAUUAGUUUAUAAAAAUAUAAAUUAAGGGUUAUUUUUGUUGUAUAAAUAAAUGCCUUGAUUUUAUUUUAAAGAUGAUCAUCUGGAAACAGCAGAUUCUGUCAAUUGUAUUGAGUCAAAAGGUAUUUAUACAAUGCUACUACGCUCUUUCUUUAGUUGGAAUAUGAUUCUUUAUGGUAUACAUGUAUGUAGGCGUGGACUUUGUUUAUUGUACGCAUCAUGUAUGUAUGAUUGUUCGGAUCAUGGUUCUCUCCACAUAUAUGUGUGUGGUUCGGGACUAUGGUUGUUUGUGGUAUGUUAUAAUAUGUAUAUCGUUGAGGGAAUUCGGUUUUCUUCGGUAUAGUAGUAUACGUGAGGUGCUUUGGUUCUUUACGGUUAUAUUGCAUUCCUGGGCAUUUCGGUUAUAUAGUGUUAUGCUGCCAAUAAUCUGCACCGUGCAUUUAAAGAUUAUGUGAAUCAUUUCAUUCUGUUCACACACACAUUUCAGGUUGUGGUGAACAAGAAAAUAUCAAUAUUUUAGAAAAGGAUGAAGGUACAGAAAGAUUUUAAAAAAUAAACUAAAUACAAUGUAAAUACAAUUUAACUAGAGAUUCUUGUUAAGCUUUUGGUUUUGGCUUCAAUUUCGGCUGGAAGUCAUUUUUAAAUUUCGGCUCAAUUUCAGCUUCGGUCGAAAUCAGAAAAUCACUUUCGGUCGGUCUCUACUUUUGGUUUUUGUUCUCAGGUUUUGAGCUGCUCACAGAUUUCACCAGGGUUAAUUUUCUCGAACUUGCAAUAAUACUAAAUAAUGAGACAGCAACAGCUGAUGAAUUGUCUUACAUAUAACUUGAACUAUCACAGUCUUAGGCGUGUCUACAUGGCAGAAUUACACAUGAUAAAAAAACAACAUGGGUUUUCUGUUCCCGCAAUAAGAAUUAUUAUUAUUUUUUUUUAUUGUUUCGUUGGACCAAUGAAGUGUGCUUCAUGUUACCUUCGAUGUGUUAUAUUUCCCUGAGAGGAAGCAUUGCAUUUUCAUUUGCGUUAAUUCUGUAUAGUCCUUGGAAGGAUCAGGCCUGCAUUCCCUCAUAUUCCUUGUAGACUGAUCCAUGACCUUUCGUCUUCCUGCCAGUACUCCAAACAGAUCAAAAUCUGAUUCUACAUCAUCAUCCACAUCGAAGGCUAGAUCUGCCGAUGAGCUGUCUGUCCCAUUUAUUCUGUAUCUAUAUUCUUACCUUCUAAUUCUCUCUAACGUGAAACACGCACAAGGUGUCCUUUUUUUGUAACGGUCUAUCUUUUUUUCGAUUGCAGAUACACUUUUUUGGGUCUCUGAAAGAAUUUUAUUGUUGAUGAUAAGUCAUGAUGUUCGAAUAAUUAUUGUCCGAUUAGGUUUAUAAAUAUUUUGAAGAUAUUCUUAAUCAUAUGCUUGGCUUUGUCAAUAACGGAGACAACAAAUACUUCAAACGAAAAAAUGUUGAAAAACUGUUUGACCUGACUUAAAGUUUACGGCAGUGUCUUUUAAAAACUUUCUAACUGUGGGACAUGGACUUGGAAGGAAAAUAUGGAUAUUUUUUUUUCAAUAAAGACGCAUAGACAAAAUUGGCUGUUAUAAUCAAACAUAAAUAUCUUGUGUUGAAAACUAUUUUCAUGAAUUCAGUAAGUUAAUAUUCAUAUUAUCAUAAUUAUUCUAAAGGAAUGCGUUUGGCUAGCAGUUUUUAAACAUGAAUUUAUCCCUAGUGCCAACAACUGUGCAUACCUAUAAUGGGGAUCAUUUUUAUAAUACAGUCUCCUUAGCGUUAGUUCGGAAGAUGUUCAAUAAGUUCGUGUUAUAUACUUCAAAUAUAAUUUAGAUUUAUGUUCACUACAGAUAGUAGAAAGAAUGUAGAGUCAGAAGGUAUGGAAAUAGGUAAGUGUAAUAAAAUAAUUUGUUAUUUUUUAUGUCAUUGCAAUUUAAUGCUUUAAUAAUUAUUUAAGUUAUAUAUAUAUAUAUAUAUAUAUAUAUAUUAUAUACAUAUAUGUAUUAUAUUGCAUUAUUUUCAUUAAGGUAUAUUAUUUGAAUUUGUAAUCAAAAUAUUGCUUUCUUUUUUUUUUUAAAUGAAUACUAAAUUAAACAAAAAAAUUAUACUAAAUUAAAGAAAAAAAUGCAUGAAAAUAAAAAAUUCAUAAAAAUUAAAUAAAUUGUCAGUAUGAUACAGAGUUAUUUAAAUACAAGUUAAAAUAAUCAUAUAAAGUUUUCUAUCUUUCAUUGAAGGCACUUCAGUUAAAAGAAAAUAUCGAGAUUUAACAGAUACAGGUAAUAAUGAUAUUUCCGUGUGAAGUACUUUUACUUAAUUCUUAAUAUUAUUUCUAGUUUUUUAAUCUGAAUUUAUAUUUAGUUAAAUUACCAGCGAUGCAGUUUAUUAUAUAAGAAAUACUAUUGCUUGAUUAAAGAAGCACUUUCAGAAUACAUUAUUAUUACGCCUGCGCAGGGAAAAAUUAACACACUAAAAAAAAGCCCUGUUCAUAAAAUACAUUUAAUGUUAUGCUUCUUUCAUUUUCAGAAAAAGUUUACGAUGACGAUGAAAUCAAACGAAAAAUUCGAAAAGGUAAAUACAAUUUUGGAAGUUUGAAAGAAAAAGAAGAAAUAAAACGCUCGUUUAAAGCAUUGAGUGAUGACCGAAACAAAAUAUUUGUCUUUCACACAUGAUGUUAUGUUAACAUUUCAAAAUACUAUUAACUUUUAACAAUUUUGAAUAAAUAUUUUAAUCUAAUAGUUUCUGCAAUUUGCUAUAAUAUUUAUAAUUGUUAAAAUAUAUUUUUUUAAAUAAAUCUCUUUAUUUUCAUUUAAGAACAUUAAUUAGCAUAAAUUGAUUAAAUGGUUAACUGUUUAAAGAUGUCUGUGUCAUAGAAAUGUAGCUGCAAGAUUUUGGUUACCGGAAAUUUGUUUGAAAGUAAUUUUCGAAAACGAAAAAUUUUAAUAUAAUAACGAAUGAGCGUGUUUUUGGUCGAAAGUUGUAUUUAACUGUGAAAACAUUAAUGUUAAAAUUAUUAAUUUGGAAACGAUAUUGUACUUGUGAUUUCUCAAUCAAACGAUGCUAUUAAGUAUAUAAUUUUAAAAAUGACAUUGAUUAAAUUCAAAAGCAUUGGAUCUGAGUAAGACUUUUGUUUUUUAAUUAACAUUUUAAAAUGAUACUUUUAAUUAAUAAAUUCGUAACACGUUUUCUCUGUUUGAAGUUAAACGAGUUUGAGUGUGUUAUUAAUGCAAAUAAAUAUUAAAAUUUAAAUAGAAGCUUAUGAUUUAUGCUUCACCAGUAUCAGGGGAAAGCUCUUCAUUUACAGGAAACAAUCCAAACGUUUCAUCAUCAGAGCAUGAGGACAACUAUACAGUAUCAGAAAGCUGUCAAGGAAUUUUAACUCCACAACCAGUAGAAAACUCUAUGGUACCAGCCUGCAGUCAAGAAAUAUUAACAAAAGAACUGGAAGAAAACUCUACAAUGCCAGCAUGCAGUCAAGAAAUAUUAACGAAAGAACUGGAAGAAAACUCUACAAUGACAGCAUGCAGUCAACAAAUAUUAACAAAAGAACUGGAAGAAAACUCUACAGUGCCAGCAUGCAGUCAAGAAAUAUCAACAAAAGAACAGGAAGAAAACUCUACAAUGCAAGCGUGCAGUCAAGAAAUAUUAACAAAAGAACUGGAAGAAAACUCUACAAUGUCAGUACGCAGUCAAGAAAUAUUUACAAAAGAACAGGAAGAAAACUCUACAAUGCCAGCGUUCAGUCAAGAAAUAUUAACAAUAGAAUCGGAAGAAAACUAUAUGAUACUAGCAUGCAGUCAAGAAAUAUUUACAAAAGAACCGGAAGCAAACCUUACAGUGCCCGCAUGCAGUCAAGAAAUAUUAACACCAGAACCGGAAGAAAUCUCCACAGUAGCAACAAGCGGUCAAUAUAAAUUAACUGUAGAACAGAAAGAAAACUCUACAGUGCCAACAUGCAGUCAAGAAUCACCAACAAAAGAAGGCAUAGACAGCAAAGUAAGAACUUUUUGUAAAUAAGUGUUUUAUAUAUAUUUUUUUUUUAUAGAAUGAAAAAUAUAUUUUAAUGUAUUUGAAGUUGCAGAUAAUAAAAAUUUGAUCGCAUUUCGAAAACCUUCAAAAUUAUUAUUUAUUUAUUUAUUCUAGACUCAACAAGAUUGUCACGACAUUUCCAUAGAAUUUUUCUCAGAAGAAGACCUACUACAACGUUUCUUAGUGGAAGUGAAGCGAACCUGGAAGGUGGUGAACACACUGUCAGGUUUCAAGUUUGGUAUCAUUCCACCAAUGUGUCUAUCCCAGGUUGAAAAAGUCGGACAUUGGAUCAAACUUAGUAGGAAAGUCAUCCCAUUUGUCUAUGUGACGUCAGAAGGUGUCAAGAUUAAUGGGGGAAAAGAUGUUCAAGACAACCCAGAGGACAUCGAUACCAAAGCCUCUACAGCUGCAUUAUUGAUCACAGAAUAUAUCAACAGAGUGAUAGAAAAUUUGGAACUGGAAGCACACGAUGUAAGUUUGAUUAAUGUGCACAUUAUUUGCUCAAGUGGACACAGUCCUCUGAUUUAACUAAUUUGUUUAUGUUUUCUUUCUUUUUUAAUCAAGAAUAAGUUUUAUCAUCUAUAAAAUAACCUGUUAUGAUAUUUGAAAAUUUAUCGCAAGAGACUUCUAUUAAAUAUUUGACUUCAAACAACAUUAAGCCCUAUUAAAGCAACACAUUUUUUUUUCUGUUUCAGGAAAUGGUAACAUUUAAGGACAUGUUGAAAGAGUUGCUCGCCCUGCUACAGCCUUUAUUUAAUGAUAUUGAUUCUAGUGUGUUAUCUAAUACUACACAAAAUUUUAGCCUGACGAUGUCGAAGGUCAAAGACCUUAAAUUUAAAGUUGAUCAAAUUUCUGGUAUUGAUGGAAUCGGUCGAUGCACGUCAAUAAAAAGCACCCUGACAGUGACAGAAAGUCAUUUAUUGUGCAGAAUCUUAGGCUUGAAUGAUGAGUUCACCCAGAAGAUGAUUGAUAUCGAGGACGAAAGAGCCCUCCUUAAAUCACCAAUCUGUAUGAUCGAAAAAUUUAUUGAAGCUGAGAUGAAGAAAUUAAACAUGAACCGUAGAUAUUAUGCAAGAGGAAAUAUAACUUCGGAUCUGUUACUGCUGGGCCUCUCACAAGAAAAGACACAGGAAAUAAUGAAGAAAAUCAAGAACCAAAAUGGGAAGACGCGCUCGCGCUCUGCAAUUUACUGGGUUAAAGAAUAUCUGGACAGUCUGUUCUCAACUCACCCACUUCUGACACCUUUGCCAUUACUAGAUAGGUACGCGGAUGAACCAAUAAAUGAAUGGUUCAAUGCCGAAGCUUACCAACGUGCCGAAGACGAUGGGAACUCAAUAAAACUAAAUUUUCAAAUGAUUAAAGUUGAUUUUGGGAGCACAGAAUUAACAUCUGAUAUAAUAAAGGAUAUUUUUAAGCAGUCCAAUUCCAAACUACUCUUUCAUGGAACUAAAGAAGCAGAUUCCUUAGACAGCAUUUUGAGGGAAGGGAUACGAUUAGAUCUGGGAAGAAUGAGGCAAGAUUUUUCUAACGGAAGUGGCUUUUAUUUGUCUGAUGACUUUAAAGCUGCCAAAGAUUGGGUCGAGAAAAGGGGCGAUCAUAAUAGCGCUGUCAUCAUAUAUCGAAUUCCAAAAACCCAUCUUGUGAUCGGUGAUAAUGCAGGUCUAGAUUUAAACGAAGGUGGGUGGUCACGUGUGGUGAAAUACCACAGAUCUGAUUAUUAUCUAGAAGAAGAUGUACCCGAUACAUUUGAUCUGGAAAGUCGAUCAUUUAUUAAAGGUUCUGUCUGCCUAAAUGGAAAUAAGGUAAGGAGAAAAAAUAAUGUAUCGCUAUAUCCUCUAAGAAUAAAUGAAAGGAGAGUGCAACAAUAUUGUAUCCGAAGUGAAAGUUUUGCGCUUGAAUGUAGUUCCCUUGUUGUGGGAGUAGUGAUUCACCAUGUGUCAGACACAAAUUAAUUGUCCGCUAUUAUCGAGAAUUCUUUAUAAGCUAAUAUUCUCUAAAGUUCAUCAGAUUUGACUGUCCCCCAUUAUUUUAAAUCAUUCUUUAGUAUACUUUAAACUCAACUAAAAAUUAAUUAUUUUCUAAAUAUAUUUUUAUUUUCCACUUUACUGAGACACAUUCUAAUUUGGAUCUGAUUAUAACUAUAUUAGACACUUUGGUGAGUUUCAACCUCAAAUCUCCAUCAAUUUCUUUCCUAUUUCUGGGCCACGAAUUUCAGCAAUUAUUGUCUUUAUAUAAAUCCGUUAUUUUCCACAAGACUGUUUAUUCCUAAACUUUACAUAUUGAUCUUUAAUUUUAAAUAAAACUUAGUCCGUAAAAAUGGUGCUGUUUAAAAUGGCACAUUACGGAUUGAUUAAAACUGUUAAAAUUAUGAUCGUUUCGUCUUUUUAGAAAUAAAUCCUUAGUGAGAGUUUUAUUUCAAUACGUGUAUAACAUCUCUGCACUUUUCAAGGGCGUUCUUUAAGACGACACAGUUUUAAUAUGUAUUCCGACUAUAAAAGUUUAUGGAUAUUUUAUUUUAGCCAGGGUUAAAAAAAUACCCUCAAAACAAAUUAGAUAGUUUUAUCUAAUUCAUUUAUUUAUGAUACAAAUUUAUGAAGAAAAAAAAUAAUGUUAAAAAAUUAUCACUGAAACAUCAAAGAUUGUAAACAGUUUGUAUAUUUAUUUUUGUUUUUUUGUCGUUGUUUGUUUAUUUUUUUAAAAAGUAUGAUGAAUAUGAUUUUAAUGGAUGAAACUUAAUUGACAAUGCAGAGGAUGUGCUCUCUAUUGUCCAAGUUUUUCAAUGGACCCAAAGUUAGCUGAAGCAAUGUGCAUAUAUACGAACCUGCGAUGCAGGCCUCUUUAAAUUGUCACAACUAUAGUUAGAUCUUUGUACAACUGCCUCAUUUCUUGAUUGUUUUUUUUCAUUUGCUAUCGAUUAUUACCUCGUAUAUAUCCGUUUAUAUUACUCAUGAUUAAAAUUCACCCAGUAUUCAUGUUGUUUUCCAAUAAACACAUAAUUUUUAGAUUCGUUUAAUCUUUGAUUGGAAACGAAAUCUCUUAUUGAGAGCUUCGAAAACAAAAUGG
This is a messenger RNA of Lymnaea stagnalis (great pond snail), 7352 nucleotides long. Lineage: Eukaryota; Metazoa; Mollusca; Gastropoda; Lymnaeidae. The record is from the annotation of a GenBank genome assembly.